Molecule: messenger RNA, 1878 nt
Organism: Penicillium antarcticum
Lineage: Eukaryota; Fungi; Ascomycota; Eurotiomycetes; Eurotiales; Aspergillaceae
Product: putative DNA repair protein (Rad57)
Exons: 2
Biological process (GO): DNA recombinase assembly; DNA repair; DNA strand invasion
Molecular function (GO): ATP hydrolysis activity; ATP binding; single-stranded DNA binding
Source: RefSeq, a predicted model, not a curated record
ACAAUCGCGACACGACCACGCCGCGACUCUCCUCCUGUCACUCCUAUGGAUCUGCUAACAGUCCUACCUGGCUUCAAAACAAAACCAUACCAACACCUCCUCCCAGCACUCGAGCGAACAAAAAUCACCACCGUUGACUUGCUCACCAUCGAAUUCCUCGAAAUCGCGAAACGCGCCCAUGUACCCCCCGCAGACAUUCGGCGGCUCUGCGACCGCGUUGUCGAGGCCCUCCAUGCCGAUAUUGGCUUUGUCGAGCCCGAGCCAAUCAUAGGAGACUCAGACGGAGACGAUGAUGAAGAGGAAGAGCUGGAUUCCAGCAUACACCCGACUGGCCUAGUUCUUGGCCCUGCGACGAGUCGCACGGCGUCACAAUGGAAUAUGAUCAGCACCCUGGACCCCGCGAUGGAUGACCUGCUCGGUGGUGGGAUUCCGACGGGAUACAUGAUUGAAAUUACGGGUGAAAGUGGAAGCGGCAAGACCCAAUUCCUUAUGAGUCUUUGCCUAGCUGUCCAGCUCCCUAAGCCGUAUGGUCUACGGCGUCGCGCAUUAUACAUCUCGACCGAGCAUCCGUUGUCUACGCCACGGCUUUUUCAGCUCAUUGAAUGUCAUCCCAUUCUCUCAACCUUGCCCGCUGAGGAUGCACCGUCACUGGAAGAUAUCCUAUCCAUAAACGCCAUGGACUUGGAAACGCAAGAUCAUAUUCUGAGUUACCAGCUCCCUGUUGCAAUUCAGCGCUAUAAUAUCGGUCUAGUCAUUAUCGACUCGAUAACGUCAAACUAUCGCGCCGAGCACUCCUCCACCAAUGCCAUAGCCCUGGCAACACGCACCACCGAGCUCGCUAAGCUGGGCCAUAUGUUGCGUAACCUCGCUGUAGAUGAAGAUGUUGCGAUAGUAGUCGCAAACCAGGUAUCCGAUCGCUUCGAUAUGCCUGACGUACCGGACGAUCCAGAUACUGAUGAUGAGCCCGCGUCACAAGAGCCCGUGCCGAGCCAAACCGGAGAGGAUAUUGAAUUUCCUGAUCCUAUGUCUAAUGUUUCAAUGUCACAGCCUGCAAUGUCAGAGCCCUCGAUGGCCCAGCCGGCUAUGUCACAACCUCCAAUGCCUCAGCCUUCAAUGUCUCAACCAGUGACCAUGGACUUUGAAAAUACUCAGCAAGCACCUUCUGACUCCCAAGAUCCGCCUUCAUCAUCUGCCAUUUCUUCAUCUCAAUUCUACGGGGACCACGACGAAAAUACAUUUCAACAGAUGCACUGUGACACAGACCUCACGUUCAAACAAGCCACGAGUGUCCACCUCCAAGAACGAUACUUCACCGGCUGGGGCGAUGAUUUCUCACCCCAUGCAUCCCUAAAGAAUCCAGCCAUGGGAAUAUUCUGGUCAAGCCAGAUUGCCUGUCGCAUUGCACUGAAGAAAGAGGAAUCUGGGCACGAGAUUGGAGCAGAUGACGGUUCAUACCCGGCAUUCGCACCGGAAACAGAAGAAGCCGAACCAGAAAGUACAGAAGAAAAACCUAUCACAGCAUCUGAAUUUCUCAGAUCUUCCCAGAAUCAACCAGACAUCGAGCAAGUCGUCAAUCUGGCCGAAAUUCCCGCCCCAGAGUUCAGGGAUAGAGACAAAACAACCCCUGAUCACCAGCCUGGUUCACCGGAUGGAACAGCCCCAGACCCAGAUCCAUAUUCCCAGGAUCAAGAUCUCGACUACCCUCCCGAUCGUGUCACGCGGAGAACAAUGAAACUAGUCUUUGCGCCUUGGACAGGACCGACAGAGCACGAAGAAGACCUCUUACCGUCAACUCCACCAGGCAUAACCGAACCACCGGCCGGCGAGGUAGAUUUCGAGAUCUGGGCCGGGGGACUGAGGAGUGUCAAUUAUGAAUGA